Carassius carassius (crucian carp) is the source of this 3090-nucleotide messenger RNA. RefSeq names its product 4-aminobutyrate aminotransferase, mitochondrial-like. Gene Ontology annotation, biological process: GABA catabolic process. The coding region runs from base 355 to 1845 and encodes 496 amino acids. NCBI's taxonomy places the organism in Eukaryota, Metazoa, Chordata, Actinopteri, Cypriniformes, Cyprinidae. The record is from RefSeq and is a predicted model, not a curated record. The transcript has 16 exons. Gene Ontology annotation, cellular component: mitochondrion. Gene Ontology annotation, molecular function: pyridoxal phosphate binding.
GGUAAAUAUGAAGUGCUGACUGCACACAGCUGCUGUGCUCGGUGCAAGGCAUCUGACAUUUCCGGGAGCUGCGAGUCCGUCUCUAUUGGCUGCAAUCGGUGGAUUCCCAGCAUAUCCCUCCUCUCGCGAAAAAGGCCAGACUUUAAAUGAUGUUUUAAAGUCUGUCUGUGUUCCUCUCUCGAGCGCCCAUCUCUUUCCGUUUCGUCCCUCCGCCAAGAACCUGCUAGAUUUCACCUCCUAUACAGCAAAAAGGCACAAAGGUGAAGUGAAAGGCAGGUGCUGUGUGUCUCUCUCUCUCUCUCUCUCUCUCUCUCUCUCUCUCACUCCUCAUCUCUGUCUCAGUGAGGGCUACACAUGGCUUCCUCACUCCUGACCCGCCAGCUGGCCGUCUCCCUGCGUCUCGCCUCUCCAGGUUCCAGAUAUGUCAGCAAAACUGCCACAAAGACAGUUUCAGAGUUUGAAUAUGAUGCCCCGUCCAUGAAAACUGCUGUGCCAGGUCCAAAGUCCCAGGAGCUGCUGAGACGACUCGGAGAGAUUCAGAAUGUUGGAGCGGUUCAUUUCUUCUGCAACUAUGAGGAGAGCAGGGGAAACUACCUGGUGGACGUGGACGGCAACCGAAUGCUGGACGUGUACACACAAAUCUCCUCCAUCCCCAUCGGUUACAAUCAUCCAGCAUUAAUGAAAGUGAUGACUAAUCCAAAUAAUGUGAGUGCAUUUGUCAACCGUCCGGCGCUUGGUAUUCUGCCACCUGAGAACUUUCCAGACAAACUGAUCGAGAGCCUGCUGUCGAUUGCCCCCAGCGGGAUGACGCGAGUACAAACCAUGGCCUGUGGUUCCUGCUCCAAUGAGAAUGCUUUUAAGACCAUGUUUAUCUGGUACAGAAAUAAGGAGAGAGGAUACGCUAACCCCUCUGAGCAGGAAGUCGACACUUGCAUGAUCAACCAGAGUCCUGGAUGCCCAGAUUUGAGCAUCUUGUCUUUCAUGGGAGCUUUCCAUGGGAGAACUCUGGGUUGCCUGGCCACAACACAUUCCAAAGCUAUUCACAAACUGGAUAUACCGUCCUUCGACUGGCCCAUCGCACCCUUCCCUAAACUGCAGUACCCUCUGGAGGAGUUUGUGAGGGAGAACGCCCAGGAAGAGGCCCGCUGCCUGGAGGAGGUUGAGGAUCUCAUCAUGAAGUGGGGGCAGAAGGGCAAACCAGUGGCAGGCAUUGUGAUCGAGCCCAUCCAGGCAGAGGGAGGGGACAACCACGCUUCACCUGACUUCUUCAUCAAACUGAGAAAUAUUGCACGCAAGCAUGGCUGUGCUUUCCACGUGGAUGAGGUGCAGACAGGUGGAGGAACAACAGGCAAGUUCUGGGCCCAUGAGCAUUGGGGGCUGGACGACCCUGCUGAUGUUGUCUCCUUCAGUAAGAAGAUGCUGACAGGAGGAUACUACCACAGGGAUGAACUGAAACCAGACAAACCCUACAGAAUCUUCAACACAUGGAUGGGAGACCCUUCAAAGAAUCUGUUCUUAUCAGAGGUGCUUAAUGUGAUCCGGAGAGAGAACCUUCUGGAGGAGGUGAUGCGCUCAGGGAAGGCUCUUCUGCAGGGUCUUUACGCACUGCAGACCCAGUACCCUCACAUCCUGAGCAGAGCCCGCGGCCAGGGUACAUUCUGUGCCAUAGAUGUCUGCAAUGACGGCACACGUGACAGUAUCAUGAUUAAAGCCAGGAACAAGGGUCUGUUCAUGGGUUCCUGUGGAGUAAAGACCAUCCGUUUCCGUCCCUCUUUGGUCUUCAAGGAGUAUCAUGUCCAUCAGCUCCUGAACAUCCUGAACGACGUCCUGGUUGAGCAUAAAUAGAGUUCUGGCUGCCAGGUCGGCCUUGAUUACGGAGAGCAUACAGGGGUCCAAGCCCACUCAAAGGUUUAUACCAGCCCGUCACAAUUAAUUGGUCACUGUCUCUCUCUCUCUCUUUCCAUUCACUCUCUUCCUGUCAUUACUAAUUAGGAAGGAUAGAAAUCUGUUUUCGAUCUCUCUUUAUUUAGCCGACAGAUUUCAGCCCCACCUCCAAAUUUCUCGUCUAUUACCGACGGUAGACAGAUUGAAGAGUUUGCAGGAAAUAACCCACUCAAAUAAUAUAUUUAAAUAAAUUUCCUCCUGAUGACAUUGCAACUGUAAGCUCCUACAAGCUGCAAGUCAGUUGAAUAAAGCAAUAUAGUGACACACAGAGACAGGAUUUCAAAUCGCAAUAUUUCAAAUAUCCCUUUGUGUAUCAAAGUCCUUAGCACUUGGAAGGUAGCAAGAAAAGAUGAAUGAUAUAAUUAUGUACGCUACCAAAACGGCAGAAAAGAAGCUAUUGUCUGAUUGAUUAUAUCAUUUAUGGAGAUAAAAAUCUAACUAUUUUAGUACCUAUAGAGAAAUGGCUGUAUUUGAAAUGUCUAAAUUUUGCAUGACGGAAGAUUUAAUAUAUAGUGCCUGCUUUUAAAAGUCCUCUUUGAGUUAAAAGCCUGUGUGAAAGACAAAUCGUGGAAGCAGCGUUGGCCUCAAUGCAUUCUGAGGCACUAGAGAGAGUCAGUGGAAAGAAAGCUGGAAAAAGUGAAAGUGCAGAGAACUGUAGAGCCUCUGUUCCCAUUUUAAUAAGACGUCUGUUGAGAUGAAAACCAUCAAGCGAUCAGCGAGUUCCUUUAUUGAGGUGCCUGCUUUACUGUCAUUGCUCGGUCAUAAAGAAAGAGACACAAGGUCUCUCAUUUGAAUCCCGGUGAGAUAUAUGAGCACAAACAUUUAAAGCACAACCUGUGGUGGUAAUGUGAGGGCUGAUAUUCUACAGAAUUGAUAUGGUGAAAGAAAGGCCACACAUCCACCUAUCAAUAGUAAUCUAUCAGGAAGCAUGUUUGAAAAGCACACGCUUGAGGCUGCUCCUCUGUUCAGGUGAACAUGAUCCCCUGGUGUUUCUCAUUACAGGCCGUGUGAGUAAAGUGUAUUGUUCAGCUGGAUAACAACUACAAGUUCAUCUUCACUUAAUGGUUAUCACAGCCUGUUAACGUUUAUGAUCUUUGGGGUGAUUCUCCUCUGAGCCGACAGAGUAAACGUCCCUUCAGCUUGAUU